Condylostylus longicornis is the source of this 1004-nucleotide messenger RNA. RefSeq lists its product as uncharacterized. Gene Ontology annotation, biological process: regulation of exit from mitosis. The coding region runs from base 91 to 918 and encodes 275 amino acids. Gene Ontology annotation, cellular component: nucleus. The transcript is spliced from 4 exons. Lineage: Eukaryota; Metazoa; Arthropoda; Insecta; Diptera; Dolichopodidae. The record is from RefSeq and is a predicted model, not a curated record.
GAUGUUUUUUUUUUAAAUUUUUGAAGAACGGAUUCAGAAAAAAACAAUAUAUUAGUAUUUCUUGCUUUUAUAAGGAAAGAAAAUAAGAAAAUGACUUCAAAAGGACAUAAAACCGAACUUGAUCUAAAUGUUCCAAAGGAAACUAUGUUAACUUCCAGCACAAUUGCACAGCUGGUUAUUCAAAUUUUAAAGCUGUUGCUAUUUCAAAGAAAUCAAAUUCCGUUGGUGUAUACGACCUUAAAACUUUUUAUUUCGAGAUGGGGUAAUCAAGAAAGUUACUUAUCCGAGGAAUUAAUUGAAAUAGAAAAUUUCGAAUUCCACAGAUACCGCCUAAAUAUUUUAAAAACAUUUCAUGGAAUAGAAGAGUAUUUUAAUAUAAUUAAACAAACAUUUCACAGUAACAAAAUCAUUAAAUCAGUGAGAAUAUUGCUCGGUCCAACUGCUUUUACGCCGAAAGAAGUUUAUACUAUCAAUAUUCCAACGGUUUUUUAUGAUCAUUAUGAUGAAACUCAUGCACAUGUAAUGGAAUUUGUUACAAGGAAGCUUUUAAGAUCAAUAUUGUUAUCGGAAAAAUUAGGAGAAACUUUUGUGAACCCUCUAAGACCAACUAAUGUAUAUAUGGAUUUUGAAGUUGAGUCUCCUAAUGGAUCAAUAAAUGAGUACCUGGACAUGAAAGACUUUUGCGAGUUUACGCAGUCGUGCAAACAAAUUAUUUUGAACAUUAAACCCGAGAGUGAACACUUUAAUAAUUUUGCCUGCUGCCGGAAGUUAAAAGUUUUUGAAGAAAUUAAUGAAGUUGACUCAGAAAAAAAGAUUGUUGAAAAAUAUUGUUCCUUGGAUUUUAAAUGGUAUGAAAUCAACCAGGUAAUAAAGGGGUUUAAAGACAAUAAAAAAUUUAAUAUAUGGAAAUUAGAAUAAUUUUUUAAUUCAGAAAAAUUAUUUUACAUAACUAAAUUUAAAAAAAUGUAGACAAAUUUAGCAAAUUUCGAGUCAUAUUGACAAAA